UUAGAUGACCGAGUAGUUACGGAAGUGAACGUAAUAUCUGCAAGUGUAACAAUGAGAACAGGACCAACAUUCGGCUUGUUUACAGCCUGUGUCCUGGUAUUUGGAGGUGGGUGGGGUGUAGUUGGGCAGAGUGUGGUCACACAAAAUGACGACGCAUCAGAAGGUACCAUCAGCUUCCAAACACCGACAUUAAAUGAUGAAGAGGCCCACAGUGUACACAUGCCAUCACACUUGAAAUGCGACGCGUGUACUGCAGUUGUCUAUCAGCUGUCAAAGGGUUUUGAUGAUUUUCAUGGCAGGAGAAAGUCUUUGAAGGUUAUUCCUGAAUCUGAGAUCUAUACCAUUGUUGAGGAGGUCUGCUCAGGGGAUAAACUUGACAAUUACGGUGUGAAGGAAGUGAAGAAGGUGAAGAGAUUGUCAGGGCCGGGUCUGGAGACAGCUGAGAGUCCAGGUAUCAUGGCAGGAGGAGGCAAGUGGCCAGAGAGAAUGAAGCGUAUGUGCAACCUUUAUGUGGAAGAGUUUGAUGAAGAGCGUAUCUACGCUGAGUACAAGGCUGGUAAGGGACGCCUACAGAAGCUGCUGUGUGCGAACACCAUCCAUUCCACACUCACCGAUGUAUGCCUAGAUCUGCCCUCUAGUAGCAAGAAAGUUACGUCCAACAAGACUGAGUUGUGAUGUGGUGGUUGUGUCAGAUUGUGGUUUGACAUGUAUGUUAAAAUAAUGGCAUGAUAUGUCCAUAGUUAUUAAUGGAGUUUAGUGAGGUAAUCUUUGAUUUUUUUCACAGGAUUUGAAAGAUUGAAUUACCUUGUUGCUUUGGUGUUUUUUUACAAUUUUGAUGUGUUAUCUUAACUGUUGAAUUUGUAUUUGAUUUAUUAAGCCGGUUAACCUAGUUGUGAAGAACAUUUUCUUUAUGUUGUAAACUAAUCUUGAGAAUAUAAUAAGACCAUAAAUGAUUAGAUGUUGAGUAAUUAAACAGCAUCCAAUUACACUAUACAUUCAAAGCCAUUCUUAUUUUUUUACAGUUUUUGUUCUGUAUUACUCCAUGAUCUUAUAAACUUAUAAAUGAACACUUAUAACCAUUUGACAGUUUAUCAAACUGAUGACUAACAUCGGAGUCAUAGAGUUUGGUGUAAAAAAUAUUUCAAUGUUCUUUUUUUUUUGCUUAUAAUCGGCAGUAGGGUUAUAUUUCUGCUGAUGUGUUAUACAUAUUUCAUGAACGCCUGUUAAAAUGUUCAUGUUCAUAUUCUGAUGAGAUUUUGUCUACAGAGCUUUGUCACUACACUAAACCCAAAGUGCUUUACUAUUAUAACAUGUAAUUUAUUUAUAGGACUUAAGUUUAUAUAUACAUGUAUGUACAUACAUAAAGCUCAGCAUGUAUUAAUAUUGUACAUUGUUUCAAUGUUUCAUAUUAUUGAUUUCUAUUGUGCCUUACUGAGCCUACUUCAACAACCGUUAUUGAACAUUCCACUGUAGCAUCCUCAUUCAUCAGAGGUUUGAUAAUGAUAAAUCUAUGUGGUACCCAUAGCAUCAUGACUCUGGUGAACGAGAAUGCACUCUAGCUGAAUCAGUGUUUUCAAUAUACUCCCUGUCUUGUUUUUAUCUGGGAGUAUGAUAUUAUUGGUCUAAGCUUUCAACUUUACACUGAUAAAACCUAUGCUUUAUAUAUAUUGUAAAUAGUUGUCUUUUAUAUAACUAGAGGGUUGUGUGAUAAAUGAAAUUCAUUUUGUACUUGCAGAGCAAUAUAUCUUUGUAUUGGUCUGAAGUCCUUGUUUACAGAUGGAAUAUUUUAUUAUUAUUACUAUCUUCAUUAUUUUGCUUUGACAGUUUUUUCUAUCAUUUAAUGCAAAACGUUAUGGCUAAGGGAAGGGGUGCAAUCAUUAAUUAGAAAUUGAGAAUAAGGAUAUUUUUCUAAUCAAUCAGCCCAGUGUAUAAUUGUUCAUUUAACAUUUGAAAUUAUGAUAGUUUGAGAACCUUAUGCCUCAUGAGUUUUGUUUCGUUUGACUUGGUGUAUUAAGAACAAAUGCCUUGACCUCUAUCCCCAAAACAUGGAGGUUCAGAAAUUUCUCAAGGUCAUAGGUCAAGUGAUUCUAGAGUGGUGUGAAAAUGUUUUCUGAACAUAUUGGCCGUGACCUUGAAAUUUGACCUACUGACUCCAAAAAUUAUAGAGGUCAUCCACUGGUCAACAUAUCAGUAAAUUUUGAUGGUUCAAUGUCAAAAACAGCUUUUAAACUAUCGUGUCAUUUUUGGCUUUAAGAUUGUUGAAUUACAUUAACCUUUCAACUGGUUUCAAAUAUUUGGGUCAUCAACAAGUCAAGGGCAACCUAUGAUCUAUGACUUGGACCUAUUUCAAAUAUUCAUCAAUUAUAGCUUUAAAAGUAGUAAUUUAUAUUUUUGGAAGAAUGUUACAGUUUUUGCUUGUUGUAUCUUUAACCCUAAAAAUGUACUAGACUCUUGGUAAUGUACCAAUAUGUUAACCUAUUUCAGUCAAUUGUUUGGUUGCCUUACACCUAUUUGUCUGCAAUGUUUUAUUUUGAUUUCUGUGAAAAGGAAGCCUUGUUUGCAAUUAUUGUAUCUUUUAUACAUUUUUAAUGAAUUUAUGACUUACUUUUAUUCUUUUAAUACAUAUUAACAUAUAUAA
Molecule: messenger RNA, 2638 nt
Organism: Mya arenaria
Lineage: Eukaryota; Metazoa; Mollusca; Bivalvia; Myida; Myidae
Product: marginal zone B- and B1-cell-specific protein-like
Exons: 5
Coding region: 52-675 (207 amino acids)
Biological process (GO): regulation of B cell proliferation
Cellular component (GO): endoplasmic reticulum chaperone complex; extracellular region
Source: RefSeq, a predicted model, not a curated record